AUGUUUUACAUGCUUAUUUUGUUCUGUUUGUGCAGGAGGCAUCUGAUUGGUGGGUUUGGUUCACAGACAAAUGAAAGACAGUCUGUGAUUGAGGGAGAUUCUGUUACUUUACAAACUGAUGCUACUGAAAUACAUGAAGAUGAUGACAUACUGUGGUAUUUUGGAGGCGAAAAAUCACUCGUAGCUAAAAUCAACAGAGAGACUAAAACCUUCUUCACAUAUAAUGAUGGUCCUGAUUAUAGAUUCAGAGACAGACUGAAGCUGGACAAUCAAACUGGAUCUCUGACCAUCACAAACACCACAACUGAACAUGCUGGACUCUAUAAACUAGAGAUUAGUGGAGCAAAACUGUUAACAAAAACAUUCAGUGUUUCUGUCUAUGCUCGUCUGUCUGUUCCUGUCAUCAGCAGUAACUCUUCACAAUGUUCUUCAUCAUCAUCAUCACCAUCACAGCAGAAUUGUUCAUUGCUGUGUUCAGUGUUGAAUGUGGGUCAUGUGACUCUCUCCUGGUACAAAGGAAACAGUUUAUUGUCCAGCAUCAGUGUGUCUGAUCUCAGCAUCAGUCUCUCUCUACCUCUGGAGGUGGAAUAUCAGGAUAAAAACAGCUACAGCUGUGUGCUCAACAAUUCAUUCACUAACCAGACCAGACAUCUGGACAUCAGUCAACUCUGUCACACAUGUUCAGAUCAGAGCCUACCCUUGUUUUACAUUUUGCUGAUUUGUGCUGCUGGAUCUCUGUUGAUUGUAGCUGCAGUUGUGAUGUACUGCAGGAAAUGUAGAAAAACAGUCGACACCCAGGAGGAAGGCAGAAUGGAUGCAGCAUUGGGUAAACCAACAAGAAAAAUGAAAACAAAGAUGGAUACCGUGUAUGAAAAUGUCCCCAAAACACGAUGAUCAGAUACUAUCUACUGGAACUGGUUGUUCAUACUAGACAAUACCUCACACACACAUUUUGUUUUUGUUCACAUAUAUUCCCUGCCAUGUCACCAUUUGUAUCACAAAAAUAUUCUUUAGUUUUUCAUACAGAAAUUUACAUAACUGUCAUUAUUAAAUGUUGA
Molecule: messenger RNA, 1058 nt
Organism: Sinocyclocheilus anshuiensis
Lineage: Eukaryota; Metazoa; Chordata; Actinopteri; Cypriniformes; Cyprinidae
Exons: 6
Coding region: 1-894 (297 amino acids)
Source: RefSeq, a predicted model, not a curated record